AUGAUUUCGUUGUUACCCACUUUCGUUUCUUUUUACUUUCUAAUUUCAUUAGUUAACUAUGCAACAGCACAAGCUCCAACAUGUCCGAAUGGUCAGUUGCCUGAAUUAGACUCCUCGUUGAGACCGAAACAAUGCUUGCCAGGAACAUCGGAGAACUUGAUGUGUGGCGCCAACCAUAACUGUUUCUUCACUGGACUCAACUAUAUGUGCUGCCCUUCCAACGAACCGUCAAUUGAUAACCAACCAAGCUGUCCAUAUCCAAAACUAACCGUUUUGGAUCCUCAUGGGCUACCAUUGAAAUGUAGUCAAAUUGCAAGAAGCUGCCCAGGGGAAAAUAUGUACUGCGCUGAUGUCGGACUUGGAUACAUUUGUUGUGAAGAUCCAUCAUUCCAACGUAAACAUCCAGAAGUUCCACCACCACCAACUCAACAACCGAAGAAGAAGUAUCGCGUGAAGACCACAACACCACUUCCAGAAGAAACAUUGGAAUGUCCAGCAGAUUCUAUUGGUCUCUUGAAUAGUAAUGGAACACGAGUAAUUUGCAAUUCCAGAAAUCCAUGCCCGGGAACUGAAACGUUCUGCUUUGGAGAGUACAAACGUUCAAUUUGCUGCCAAAAAUAUCUCUAUGCAUCUGAUAUUCUUGAUGAACCAACCACAGAGAAGCCUAGAAGAGGACUCCAAAGCAUAAAUAUGGCUAUGCGACAUCCAUUGCCAGGAAAAAUGCACGAUGGACAAUAUCUGAAGCCAACAACCUCAACUACUACUACUACCCCAGCUCCUACAACAACUACAACCCAACCAGCACCAAUUGUUGAUCAUGAAUUCCCACAAAUUGCUAUUAACAGCGUAGGAGUCAGAAGAAAAGGACCAGCUACCGUCAAUCAAUUAAAAUCUGCUGAAGUCGGGGGAAACGCUAUGGUCACUCGUACUUGGAUUCCAAGACAAUCAUUCACUUUCCCAACUCCACCAACAACUACUACUGUCAUGCCAACCACUAGAACAGUCCCAUUAGCAGUGGCACGUAGAAGUCGUCUGAAUGGUGUUCCUAACUUUGCCGGAAGCGCCGAUUUCAAACCGGCUACUUUGAAUCUUGAGAGAAAUCAACAGAAUGAUCCGAAUCGCCAAGCAUUGGCCCAAAAGUUGCUAUCUUAUCAAAUCAGAAACGGAUGGCCAUACGACGAGCGAUUCUACAGACCAGAUGUCGAUGUGUACACUGAAGAACAAAAAUCAGAAAUUGCUCGCAUGCGUUUCCUUCCUCAAUGA
This is a messenger RNA of Caenorhabditis remanei, 1263 nucleotides long. RefSeq lists its product as uncharacterized. The record is from RefSeq and is a predicted model, not a curated record. The transcript has 9 exons. Lineage: Eukaryota; Metazoa; Nematoda; Chromadorea; Rhabditida; Rhabditidae. Bases 1 to 1263 code for a protein of 420 amino acids.